Molecule: messenger RNA, 1749 nt
Organism: Paramecium primaurelia
Lineage: Eukaryota; Ciliophora; Oligohymenophorea; Peniculida; Parameciidae
Source: the annotation of a GenBank genome assembly
AUGGAUUAUGAGUAGGUGAUGAAUGACAAAAAGUUACGAGAGUAAUUAGAAGGAGGUGAAACAAUAGUACUUACAAUGAAGGUGAUAAAAUUUACAGGAUAAAACAAAAAGUUACCAAGAGUUAUUGUACUUGAUAUUGCUUAUAUUAAUAGGUAAUCACAAAUAAGAAUGUGUAUAACAUUUCACCAUCAGAAGGAAAAGGUGUUAAAGGAUUUUUUUAGAGUUUAGUAAAUAAGUAAUGAAAUUGAAUUAAAUAUACAGAUCAAGGAUAAAGAGAAAAAUACCAUUAUCUGCAAUAACUUCAAUCACUAUUUCUAAAAUAGUAAAGGAAUUCAUAUUACAUAUACCAACUGAAUAUGAUCAACGAUAUUAAGUAGAUGAUUAGUAAGAAACUUCUAAUAUUUUAUAGAUUGUCAUUAAUUAUACAAACCUUAUGUGAAGUGUAUGUAAAACAUAAUCUAAAAAAAAUACGAUGUCAUUUCAUUGAAGAAAUGAAUUUAAGUUAAUAUACAACAACUAAUUAUGAUAUUAAGAAGAACAUUCGUAGAUAACUUCCAAAAUAAGGAGCAGAAAUGACUGUGGAUGAUGUGAAAAUUGCAAUGUAAGCAGCUAGAGGGAAUGUAUAAACAAUAUAUUAAAAAUCUAACACUUAAGAGAUUAGUAUAGAAGAUUUUACAUUAAUAAAGAUGUUGGGAAGAGGUGCAUUUGGAAAAGUAAUGUUAUGUGAGAAGAAAGAUACAAAAGAAAUAUUUGCUAUAAAGAGUUUACGUAAAGAGGAUAUUAUCUCAAGAGAUCAUAUUGAAUAUCUAAAAACAGAAAGAAAAAUCUUAGAAUAAACAUAACAUCCAUUUCUUGUUUCUUUAGAAUAUGCAUUUAUCACAUAGGAGUGUGUUUAUUUUGUUAUGAAAUUUAUGAUGUAUAAAUAUUAAUUUAUACAUUAGAGGAGGAGAAUUGUAUACACAUCUAUAAAAGGUCAAUAAAUUUAAUGAAGAUUAUGCAUUAUUCUAUUCAUCUUAAGUAUUGUUGGCUUUAGAAUAUCUCCAUAAAUAAGGAAUUAUUUAUAGAGAUUUAAAACCAGAAAAUAUUUUGAUGGAUGAAAAAGGAUAUGUAGCUUUAACAGAUUAUGGAUUGGCUAAGUUUUUAUCAAAAGGAUAGGUUACUUAAUCAAUUGUUGGAACUCCUGAAUAUUUAGCCCCUGAGGUAAUUACUCAAUAAGGACAUGCCUUCACUGCUGAUUGGUGGUGUUUAGGCAUACUUAUGUAUAUCAAUUGAUAUAUUUAAGAUUUGAAAUGUUAUGUGGAAGAACCCCUUUCUUUUCAGAAAAUAGAAAUUAAAUGUUUAGAAAUAUAGUAGAAUCUGAAUUGAAAUUCCCAUCAACAAUUAAUUUGUCUUUUGAUUGUAAAAAUCUAUUAACAGCUUUAUUAAAGAAGAAACCUAAUGAAAGAUUGGGUAAUAAAGGUGAUGCAGAAGAAAUAAAAAAGCAUCCUUGGUUUAAAAAGAUGGAUUUCUAAAGAUUACUCUAAAAAGAAGUAUUUAUUAAAUAUUAAUAUUAGAUUUAAGCUCCUAUUAUACCAGAUUUGUAAUCAGCAACAGAUUUAUCUAAUUUCAAUCCAUAAAUUCUAGAUGAAAGUAAUCAAUUAAUUUUUUACAUUUUUAGAAAUUGAAGAAGAUUAGAAUUAAACUACAAAUACAUAAGCACUUAAAAAAUUUGAUUAGGAAUUUUAUGGACUCAAUUACAAAAAAGAAUGA